UUCUUCCUGUGUUCUACACAUUUUUCAUUUUUCCCUUCUUUCUUACUCUUCCAUCCCUUCCCUGUGUACAAGCCUUAGGCUCCUUUGCCAUUCCCCCUUGAUUGUACCUGUUCCUGGUCCUGAAAUACAUGCGUAAGUGCCUCAGUCACUCGUCAACACCCCCUUCGUUCCACGUUGCGGUAGACCUCACGCUCGCCACACUUUGGUGCUCGCUUCGUGCAUGAGACACAGCUCUUUUCUCCGGGAAACCUCGAGCUGACCAUUCCUUUGACAAUUCCACAGACCGGAUUCACUCGUGGGCGAAAGCUCACGCAUCGACUCGCAAGAAUCAAGCUUCUUCGCAGCUAGACCAAGCCUCCGACGAGGCAACGGCCCAAGAUGGGCAAGUGAAAGAAGCUAUACGUGACCCGGCCAGUCCGGAGUCAGAGAAAAAUGCAAAUGAGACCACCAAGCCCGGAAUUUUCCCCCGCAUGAAGGAUGGCAUGGUCCGCUUCAGCAGCCACACUAAGACGGCGCUUUGCCACAGUUGGGUCAAUGUGCUGCUCGUCUUCGUGCCCGUGGGUAUCGCCGUCGAGGCGGCCGGAUUGAACUCGGGUUUGAUCUUCGCCAUGAACGCCAUUGCAGUCAUUCCCCUGGCUGGUCUUCUCAGUCACGCUACCGAAUGUGUUGCUAGCCGCCUGGGCGAUACCGUCGGCGCACUUAUCAACGUCACCUUUGGAAACGCGGUUGAAUUGAUUAUCUUCAUCAUCGCACUCGUCAAGAAUGAGAUUCGAAUUGUGCAAGCAUCACUUUUGGGGUCUAUUCUGGCAAAUCUUCUGCUGAUUCUGGGUAUGGCCUUUUUGUUGGGAGGGUUGCGUUUCCAGGAACAGAUCUACAACAGUACAGUCACUCAAAUGAGUGCUUGUCUUCUCAGUUUGAGUGUGAUGAGCUUGUUGCUACCUACGGCUUUCCAUGCUUCUUGGUCAGAUAGCUCGAACGCCGAUAAGUACACACUCAAAGUCAGCCGUGGAACUAGUGUGGUGUUGCUCCUUGUUUACGCGCUGUACAUUCUUUUCCAGCUCAAGUCGCACUCCUAUCUAUAUGCCAGUACCCCUCAGCAGAUUAUCGACGAGGAAUCUCAUCCAGGUGUGCUGGCAGAUUUCAUGAACAGCUCCUCUGAUUCUAGCAGUUCUUCGGAUGAAUCGGUUGAUACCACCACGUCAUGGUCUACUGCAAAGCGCAUCAAGAGGGCCAUGAAACACAGACGCCAUCGAAAGUCCAGCACGAGCUCGCAUGGAACAGGCUCUCCGCAGUCCUUCCGGAAGAAGUCCCUGGUUGACAUGCCUUCAUCAGCGGCAGUCGAUGAGACCAAUGGUUCUGGCGACUUGAACACUACAAAUAGUCACGCGGAAGGAUCGGGGUCUAUCGUCAUCGACUUUGGAGAUGAUACUCGCUAUGACGCGGAUCAUGAGCCUCAUUCGAGAGACUACGAGCCACAGUCCCGAGAUUUCGGAGCUGGCCCCAAGGUUUCGAAGACUGUCAAAAAGGCCAGAAAGCAAGAGAAGAGAAGCCGGGAGGAGCAAAAUGCUCAAAGCGCCGCUAACACAGGCAUUAAUGCACGGCCCCCCAUGAUGACAUUCAAGUCGGAGCCCGCCGUUGACCAUGGUGAUAUGCAAAUACCAGUCGAUGAGACCCCUGAGGUGCCCAAGAGACGAUCGCCAUUUCGCCCGACCAUUCCUUCAUUGCUCUCUAACACCGUUUUCUCAACUGCACCAGCCAUGGCGCAGCCAACGAAUCUGUCUGGUGCAUCUGGUCUUCGGCGUACACACUCGCUCCCGUCUUUCUCCAAUCGUCCUCCGCCCGUGGGAAGCGCCGUUCAAUUCGCUCGUGGUGCAUCUCGCAUGCCUACCGCAACCAGCGCGGUCACUGUCGAAGAUGCUGCCGAACACCCUGAGCCAGAAAUGUCCCGCACAUCUGCAGUGGUUAUGCUCCUCGUCUCGACAGCCCUCGUCGCGGUUUGUGCCGAAUUCUUGGUUGAUGCCAUCCCGAACAUGAUUCAAAGUUCAUCUGUCAGCGAAGCUUUCAUCGGCCUCAUCAUUCUUCCUAUUGUUGGCAACGCUGCUGAGCACGUUACGGCUGUGAGUGUGGCCACCAAAAACAAGAUGGACCUUGCCAUUGGUGUCUCCGUUGGCAGCAGUAUUCAAAUAGCUAUAUUCGUCACUCCCUUGGUGGUCAUUCUUGGGUGGUGCAUGGACAAAGACAUGUCUUUGUACUUCACGCUCUUCGAAACGAUAUCCCUCUUCGUAACGGCCUUCGUUGUGAACUUCCUUGUCCUGGACGGCAGGAGUAAUUACCUUGAAGGAUCUUUGCUUAUCGCAGCCUAUGUCAUUAUUGGUGUUGCUGCAUUCUUCUAUCCCGGCAGCGCCGAGUCCAGCAACUUCGCCGGCAGUGCAUAGCCGUCUUUAAUCCUAAUGAGUUGGCACUAGCCGUUCUAUAAUGAAGCC
Molecule: messenger RNA, 2483 nt
Organism: Aspergillus saccharolyticus JOP 1030-1
Lineage: Eukaryota; Fungi; Ascomycota; Eurotiomycetes; Eurotiales; Aspergillaceae
Product: putative membrane bound cation transporter
Exons: 6
Coding region: 471-2435 (654 amino acids)
Biological process (GO): intracellular calcium ion homeostasis; calcium ion transmembrane transport
Cellular component (GO): fungal-type vacuole membrane
Molecular function (GO): calcium:proton antiporter activity
Source: RefSeq, a predicted model, not a curated record